AAAAAUGUACAAAUUAUAGGCAGAUCUAUAAGCUUGGUCGACAGUGACACUUUGAAAGAAGAAUACUGCGAACCAAAAUUUUUAACCCUUUUUGACAGCGAGAAGAACGUAAUUUUGAACAAAACCAUUGGGCAAUUUGAUUUCAAAUUCGACGAAGACAAAGCCACCUGCGGCAAUGAGUACACCUUAUCUCUAAACACUCAGGAUGCGGUCGAUCCUCUAUCUCUGAGCUACACUCCGACUUGUCCACCCCCAAAAAGUAAGAAAAUUUUGGACGAACCGUUGGACGAGAUCGAAUUUAAGAAAUCUGUUGAUAACUGCAAAUGUGGAGAAUACAAAAUAGAGCUCAAAAUGACAGACUCAUUGACACUCUAUAGCAAUUACACCUGCCAAUGCCAACUAGAAAAAAACCACUUACGAUUAGUGCUCACCUCAGUGAUAACAAUAUUGGGGAUUUUAACCGCGCUCGCCACUCUCGCACUUUGCUUUUAUUUGAGGAAAUUGAAGAAAUCUCAUCCAAUUCAUGAAAUGCCCAGCGUCCGCUUUAUCAAACAAUCGAAUAAACUGAGUACCGAUCGACCCACUUUAUCACUGUUAGAAGAUUCAGAUGUUAUAAUAGGAGACAGGCCAAAAGAUUCGAAGUCAACAGAGGUUGAACGGUACUUGCUAUCGGCCUUUGCAGGAGUAAACUUCCUCAAGGACCAGUUCGAGAAAUUCCCGCUUGGUCAAACGCAGUCCUGGGAUUGCGGCUUCAAACCGGAAAAUAAGAACAAGAACCGAUACGCGUAUUUGGCCGCUUACGACUGGUCACGUGUGAAACUGGUGCUUCUUCCUGGAGAUAAAAACUCCGACUACAUCAACUCCAACUACGUGGACGGUUACGAACGGCCAAAAGCAUAUAUUGCGGGCCAAGGACCAACGGCAGACACUCUCGAUGACUUUUGGCGAAUGGUUUGGCAGGAAAAAGUAUCGUUGAUUGUUAUGGUAACCAAUCUAGUUGAACGUGGAAAGAAAAAGUGUGAAAAAUACUGGCCCGACGUGAACCAGGAAAAGAGACACGGCCUCAUUUCUGUUCGCACCAUUAAUGAGGAAAUAACCGCCGACUUUAUCACGAGAGCUUUAUUGGUUUCACGCUAUGAUACUAACAGACUCGUUCAACAACUUCACUACACGAGUUGGCCUGAAAACGAAGUGCCGCCGUAUCCGCAGUCUAUGGCGAUGUUUGUCGAGAAAAUGUUUGAACACAAAGAUAAAAACCACCCAAUAUUGGUCCACUCCAGUGCUGGAGUGAAAAGAACAGGAACGGUCAUUUUGAUCGAUGCUUGCCUUCGAAUGGUCAGAUCGUUCGGCCGUAUCGACGUCGUCAAUAUUUUUGCUCGAAUGCGAUCUCAGAGAGCCAAUUUAAUCGACAAUUUGACACAAUACGAAUUCGCACACCUGGUGCUCUUGGAGAUAAUUGCAAAUCCAACUUUUGAAAUCAGUUGUGAGAAAUUCAGUGAAGAAUACAAGAAGCUAAAGGCAAACAACAGGAAGAACCUGAAGGAGAAUUUUUCUAAACUGAAAGAAAUCUGCGAGAGAGAUUUUCAGAGGGUGGAAACGCCUGUCAAAAACGAAACAGCCAAGUGCAGAAUCGCAGACUUUAUUUCCUCAUCAAACGCCAUCGUUCGACUGUUUCCUUACGAAAACGUAGUGACCACGAGUUUUAUCAACGCCGUCACCGUAGACGGAUAUCAGAAAGCCAAACAAUUUAUCGCGACGCAAGUGCCGAUGAAAAAUACAGUUGAGGAUUUUUGGAGGAUGAUCGACCAGAACAACGUCAAACAAAUCGUCGUCCUAAACGAACCGCUUAUUUCAGAUUCAGAAGGCGAAUUCCUACCAUCAAAAGAACGCCGGUUUACCUUUGGAAAACUCAAAAUUAUUUUGGAUGAUUUUACAGAGGAAAAGAAGUUCAAAACUCUGAAUGUGCAACUGAAUACGAGGGGAAUAUCCAAAAAGGUGAGCGUGAAAAUGGCCUACGACUGGAGGCCGGGGAAGGUCACCCCGCCAAACACGGAAUUGCUCAUUGAGCUAUGGGAUAGUUUGAAAAUCACGAAUGAUAAAGACGUCAUCACCGUUGUUUGCCAUGACGGAGUGACGGCCUGCGGCCUUUUCCUCGGCAUUGGUUUCGUGAUCGAAAAAAUCAAGUUGGAGAACGAGGUCGACGUCGGACUAGCGGUGCGGACUCUGAGGAAAUCGAGACCGGCGUUUCUUUCCUCAGAAGUCCAGUUUGGAUUUCUGUAUGAAGCAGCAAAAAACUACUUGUGCUCCUUUGACACCUACAGAAACUUCAAAUGAGCCAAUUAUUCUACAAACAUACCUUACACCUUAACAAUAUUGCUGAAAUUGAAAUUAUACAUAUUUAUUUAUCAAAAACCAUUGUGGUUUAAAUAUAAGUUUAGUCGAAUAAUGAAAUGCAUGAACUAUAAAAGUCACCAAACAUAAAACGGGUUGUAUAACAAUAAAGUCAUUACAUUAUCAGCCAACAAAA
Molecule: messenger RNA, 2527 nt
Organism: Cloeon dipterum
Lineage: Eukaryota; Metazoa; Arthropoda; Insecta; Ephemeroptera; Baetidae
Product: receptor-type tyrosine-protein phosphatase T-like
Exons: 14
Coding region: 352-2334 (660 amino acids)
Biological process (GO): protein dephosphorylation
Molecular function (GO): protein tyrosine phosphatase activity
Source: RefSeq, a predicted model, not a curated record